CAAAAGAAAUCCCCCGGAAUUACUAUUAUCGUUGUAAUAUACGCAAUCGGUUAAGAGGAAUGGUUUAGUAGCAAAGAAAAGAUUUAGUCACGCUAAAUUUGAAUUCUACUGAGUGUGAUAAAAAAAAAUAUCAAAUAUUCCCGUCAGGGACCAUAAAGAAUUGUCUGUAUUCUUCCGUGAGGAGCCGUGAAGUGCGUGUUUAACGAAUAAGUCACCUUCUAUGAAUCGAGUUUGACGUUAGAAAGAGAAAGAAACAACGACCAUGAAUCAUAUUUAUUUGGAAGCUCUGAUAAAAAAUCGAGUGUUUCUCGUACGCAAUAUCGAAUAUUCGACUUUGAGAGAUUUUCUCAUACAGGAGAACGUGUUCCCGAUGAGUCAAAUUGAAGUAGUUGAUUCCAAACUUCACAGAACUGCCCAGAUUAGGGAAUUAAUUGAUAUACUUCCUCGUCGCUCUGACAAACAAUUCGUACUAUUCUUACAGUGUCUCUCUUACUCCGAACAGAAACACAUCGCCGAUAAUAUAGCGAAAUGUGUCUACAAACUUAUAGAAGCAAAUAAACCCAAAUUGAGUAUAAAUGAAUAUAAACGUAUUAAUGAAAGUAUAUCUAAUUUGACACUGACAGAAGCUCCGAGUUAUCCAACUGAAAACGUUGAUGAGAACCAUUAUGAAAUCGCUUUUUCGCCCCAAGAGGAAACUCAGUCUGAGAGCAGUUUCCUAUUCGAAGAGAACGAACCCAGUUAUGAAAAUGGCGAGGACAGUAAUCCAACGGUCAGUUAUUUGUCGUAUUAUAAAAUGUCAUCGGAACCAAAGGGUUUGUUUUUCAUCAUAAACAACGAUACGUUCAAAGAUUGCUCUUUAAACCGCAAUGGAUCUAAAAAAGAUGUGAGUGAUUUGAUGACUUUAUUCUCGGAUUUAAAUUUCGUUCGCGACAAAAAAGAAAAUCUAAAUGCUAUGGAUAUGAAACUUGCUUUAUGGGGAUUUUCCCAGAUGACAUUAUUAGGAAAAGCUGAUUGUUGCGUUGUUGUUCUCCUCACACAUGGCAAAAACAUAAAUCAACUUUUAGGAGUUGACGGAAAUGUCGUUCAUCUAGACGACCUACUUGCUUACUUCAAUUCCGAAAACUGUCCUGCUUUGGUUGGCAAACCUAAGUUAUUCAUUAUACAGGCAUGUCGAGAUGAUAUUAAAACGCAAUCUUAUCACCAAGCUGCUAUUCGCUCCGAUGUAGUCAUCGCUUAUUCAACAUCACCAGGACAUGUUUCCCAUCGGGACCCUCAAGAAGGCUCUGUAUUCAUCCAAGAAAUUGUCAGUGUGUUCAGUGAGUGUUCUAAGCACAUGUCUAUUACAGAUAUGUUGAUAAAAGUUAGAGGAAAUAUAAAACAGAAAUAUCCCAAUGUAUCGCAAUACCCAAUAACCGAGUUUGCCUUAGAAAAGAGUUGGUAUUUGAACCCGACUCUCCAUUGAGGUAUCCCGUACCCGUAGUACACAGGUGAGACCUUCGACUGCUCCAGUCACCAUUCUCGCAAGUCAUAUAUAUAUAUAUAUAUAUAUAUAUGUGUGGUUGUAAAAUUGAUGAACUGAAUACAAUUUUUUUUUCUUGGAUAAUCUAUGAAUACCCAUAUUUGUACAACACAAGUGCGCAAAAGUUUUUGGAAAAUUCCAAAA
Messenger RNA from Octopus sinensis (East Asian common octopus), 1663 nucleotides. RefSeq names its product caspase-2-like. The coding region runs from base 263 to 1462 and encodes 399 amino acids. Gene Ontology annotation, molecular function: cysteine-type endopeptidase activity. The transcript has 2 exons. The record is from RefSeq and is a predicted model, not a curated record. Gene Ontology annotation, biological process: regulation of apoptotic process; proteolysis. NCBI's taxonomy places the organism in Eukaryota, Metazoa, Mollusca, Cephalopoda, Octopoda, Octopodidae.